AUGAGGAGAUGUGCUGGCGUGGAAAUUGACGCAGCGCGAGCAAAAUAUGCCACAUCACAAGGAGGAAUCAAAGAGGCAGGGCUUGUACCUGCUGAUACAAAUAGUUAUCCGCCUCUUGUCUGGAUUGAUGGUAUUUUAUCUCGAGAAGAAUCAUUUGAUUACUUACCAUACCAACGAUGUUCAAAAGUACCUGGUAUGGAUUACAUGUGUUACAAAUCAUCACUAUUUACAGCAUUAAAUGAAAUGUGUAAAUACUAUCCACACAAAUUUAGCGUUUAUCCAAAGACACUAAUGCUUCCAAACGAAUUCUUAGAGUUCCAGCGUGAACAUAUGCAGAUUUGUUCGCGCUCAACUACACCUCCGACAUGGGUUGUUAAACCUAGAAACUCAUGCUGCGGUGCUGGUAUUACAAUUAUACAAUCUGUGCAUGAAGCAUCACAAGUUACAGAACAAUCAGUAAUUCAACAGUAUGUAAAACCAUAUUUGGUCAAUGAUAGAAAAUUUGAUUUCAGAUUUUACGUUUUAAUAGCUUCAAUGUGCCCAUUGAGGCUCUUUAUUUACAAAGAAGGUAUCGCUCGUUUCUGUUCUGAGCCUUUUCAGAUGCCUUCUCGUGCAAAUCGCGAAGAUAAUUUUAUUCACCUAACAAAUACCGCAAUCAACGUUAAAAACGGGGAUGCAUCACCAGAAGACUUUACAAAGAAAGCAACCGACGUGUUACGAUCGAUCUGCCAAGCAAAUCCAGAAGGAAAAAACAUCUGGCCUCGAGUUAAGCAUUGCGCGAGGGCAGUAAUCAUCGGAAUAUUACCCAAACUUAUUUCUUUACUACCAAAACAGCGAGAACAACGACUCAUUCCUUUGUAUUUGCAAAGAGCUCGGCAAGAUUACAGACAAAGAAAGCGCGAAGAGAUGAAAGGCGACGAGAACAAGAAAGAAGAUGGAAGACCAAGCCAAUGCCCAGUAGAAGAAAAGGAAAAGGAGCAAAUCGAAGAAUCUGCACUUCCUCCUUUGAAUAAAAGCAGAAAACUCAACAAUUCGCCAACAUCCAAGCCACAACCAAAGCAAGAAUCACAUUCCCAACUACCAACUCUGUCUGAAUUCUCUUCUAGACGAAGAUCUUUGAGUCAAUCACCACAUCGCAAGCCACAACCUGUUCCUACCGAGCAGAAACAGGAACAGCCGACCAAGGAAGUAUCAGAAGAAGAGCAUCCACAGGAAACAAUCCAUCAAUCCCAAGAUUUUCUUCAUCCACAGCCAGAAACAACAGAAAACAAAGAACCGAAGAAAGGACGUGGAUUACCACCCCUCAAACCUGUGGCCAGAUACUUCCAUAUCCUUGGUAUUGAUGUAAUUUUAGAUUCAGAUCUUCAUCCAAAGAUUUUAGAGUUGAAUGAUCGACCAUCUCUAUCUGUAACUGUUGAUUUUGAGAAAGAUCUCAAAACUGGAUUCAUCAGAGACUGUUUUGAGCAUGUUACAACAACUGGUGAAUCUAAUGGCGAAUCUGAUAAAUCCGGCUGGGAGCAGAUCUAUCCAAUAUUGCCUGGCGAUAUUGAUGACCCUGCUACGUGGGAUGAAAUAGUUAGAAAAGCAACUCAUCCGAAACCGAACGGUGAAAUUGACGCUGUUCCGGUCCAACAACCUCGUCAACCACUUGUUGGACUUGGUUCAACGCAGCCUAAAAAGAAAAAGAAAGGAAAGAAAGGAAAAUCAGGUAAGAAAUCAAAACAAAAAUAA
Trichomonas vaginalis G3 is the source of this 1731-nucleotide messenger RNA. RefSeq names its product positive regulation of cilium movement. Gene Ontology annotation, cellular component: cilium. NCBI's taxonomy places the organism in Eukaryota, Parabasalia, Trichomonadida, Trichomonadidae. The transcript has a single exon. Gene Ontology annotation, molecular function: tubulin binding; tubulin-glutamic acid ligase activity. Bases 1 to 1731 code for a protein of 576 amino acids. Gene Ontology annotation, biological process: microtubule cytoskeleton organization; protein polyglutamylation. The record is from RefSeq and is a predicted model, not a curated record.